Malassezia japonica is the source of this 1791-nucleotide messenger RNA. RefSeq names its product Vacuolar protein sorting-associated protein 17 (gene VPS17). Gene Ontology annotation, cellular component: retromer, tubulation complex; endosome. NCBI's taxonomy places the organism in Eukaryota, Fungi, Basidiomycota, Malasseziomycetes, Malasseziales, Malasseziaceae. The transcript is spliced from 3 exons. Bases 1 to 1791 code for a protein of 596 amino acids. Gene Ontology annotation, molecular function: phosphatidylinositol-3-phosphate binding. The record is from RefSeq and is a predicted model, not a curated record. Gene Ontology annotation, biological process: intracellular protein transport; retrograde transport, endosome to Golgi.
AUGAGCGCAGCGCCCGAGCCGCCGCCGAAGCCGGCGGGCCCUACGUUGCCCGCGCCGCGCACGCGGCCGCAGUGGCACAUCACUCUAGCCGAGCUGCAGGUAACGCGCUCCGCGCACGAGCUGGGGAUCCGCUUCGACUGCCAAACAAACAUGCCGAGCUUCUUUCGGUCGCAGUUCCGCAACGUCGAGCGCACGUACCGCGAGCUCGCCCUAUACGCCUCGGCGCUGUCGAUGACCGGGCCGACGAUCAUUGUGCCGGCACUGCCGCUGCCGACGCCGGCGAUGGUGCACAUGCCCGAUGCGGGGUAUGAAGGCGAGGUGUGCGAGCUGCACGAGCUGCGCGAGAUGCUUGCGCACUGGUUCGAGCGGGUGUUUAGCGAGCCGACGCUGCGUGCACACAAAGAGACGCGCCGCUUUAUCGAGUCUAACUACAGCUACGAGCCCGAAAAGGUGCACGUACACGCGCCGAGCGGCAGCCGGAAGCAAUUUGCGCACUCUCAAGCGCACAUCCAGUCGCUCACGCACGUCUUUAACGGCGAGAUGUUUAGCCAGACGCCAAGCGUUGGGAAGUCGGGCGUCGCGUCGAUGCUCGGCCUGCGCGCACAGCCCAAGCCGACGCCGGCGGCCUUGGUGCCGGCGCACCUCGCCGCGACGUCGGCGAUCGGCGUGAGCGACCCGGACGAGCAGCUAUCGCUCGCACGCAGCGAGCUUACGCGCCUCGAGAAGCAGCUCGGCGAUGUGGUACACGCGAGUGCGGGUGUAUCGGCAGCACGCAGCGCCGUGCACGCGGCGAUGAAGGACGUCGCCAGCGCGCUGCUACCCCUUGCGACGCUCGAAGAGGCGCGGGGCGAGUCGCUGCGUGGCCGCCUGCCGCGCACGCUGCGCAGUGCGAAUGGUAUGUUUGCCAAUGUCGCGCAGCUCUCCGACACCAUUAUGCACGCCGAAGACGUGACGCUGCGCGAUGCGAUCGCCUACCAGGAACUGAAUAUGCGCGCGGCGCGCAUGGUGCUCCAGGAGCGCACCGCGAUUGUCGUUGAACACGAUAUAGCCAAGCGCGUCACGGCGAACAAGCGACACGACGCCGAGCAGAUGCGGAUCGCACGAACCCACCGCGUGGACCGCGUCGACGCGGCGAUCGAAGAGGUGCGCGAGGCUCACCACCACGAACAGCUCCUCGAGCGCUACCUCGCACAGGUGAGCAAAUCGCUGCGCGAGAGCUUGCAGCGCCACAGCGUGCAGACGCACCACGAUCUGCAGCACCUCAUUCUGGAGCAUGCGCGGAUCAGCGGCGUGUAUGAGCGGCGUGUUCUCGAUAUGCUGGGCCUAUUUGAUAUGGACCUUAGUGCUGCAGCACAGGAGGCACAGAGCGCCGCGAUGCUCAAGGCAAACGUCAAGCGCAAAAUGACCCCGGCGCAGGCCGCCGCGGCGCGUGUCGUGCGCGGCGAGGCGGACGAGCUUCCGGCCGACCAUGCGCCCCUCUCGCUCGCGGCGACGCCCGAGCAAGAAGAGGAAGAGGAAGAGGAAUGGGAGGAAGAGGAGGAGCAUGCGGCUGUGCCGUCGGUGCCGGCGAUGGAAGAGCCACAGUGGCUCGAGGACGAGCCAGAAGCCCCGGCGCCGAUCGCCGCGCCCGAGCCCGAGCCAUCGACGGCCGAGUGGCUGCCGCAGCCUGAGCCCGCGAAUGAGCCGGAGGAAGAGCCCCCGUCGCUCUUCCGCUCGCGCAUGACCGGCGGGCGCGGAUUCGGCGGCCUGUCGGCCUCCGACGCGGCCAAGUCCCUCGCCGGUACCUUUUAA